UCAAAGCAGAGUACAAUUAUUCAGCUGAUUUUGCUCUGUUUUGAACCUUAAAAAACAUAAUAUCGAGCUCUGUAGUCCUCACAGAGGCGUUGGUGUUCCAAACGACAACCUUCAAGAAUCCCUCAUUCCCAUAUCUCUGCACAAACGGCGGCAGAGAAAGAGCGAGGCCAAGAGGGUGUGGCUUUCUAGUGAUGAGAAGAAGCAGAAUGGGGAAAGGGCUUGGAUUCAAUCUCAUCAUUAUUGGGAUUUUGCUGUUCAUCAUGCUCUUGGACCAUUGCCAGGGAAGUAAAGUUGGUGUUUGCUAUGGAAGGAACGCAGACGACCUCCCAACACCUAAUAAAGUGGCUCAGCUGGUCCAACUUCAUAACAUCAAAUAUCUUAGAAUCUAUGAUUCAAACAUUCAAGUUCUCAAGGCCUUUGCCAACACUGGUGUUGAACUUAUGAUUGGGGUUCCGAAUUCAGAUUUGCUGGCUUUCGCUCAGUUUCAGUCUAAUGUAGACUCUUGGCUGAAGAACAGCAUACUUCCUUAUUACCCAGCUUCGAAAAUAACGUACAUAACGGUCGGUGCCGAGGUCACCGAGAGCCCCAACAAUGUGUCUGCCUUGGUGGUGCCUGCCAUGAAAAAUGUACUCACUGGUCUCAGAAAGGCUGGUCUACACAAGAAGAUAAAGGUUUCUAGCACUCAUUCCCUCGGCGUUUUGUCUCGGUCGUUUCCUCCUUCGGCUGGCGCUUUUAGUAGUAACUAUGCAUUUUUCCUGAAACCAUUGUUGGAGUUUCUUGCUGACAACCAGUCUCCCUUUAUGAUCAAUAUCUAUCCUUAUUAUGCUUACAGAGAAUCCCCCAGCAACGUGUCGCUGGACUAUGCACUUUUCGAGUCAUCAUCCGAAGUUAUUGAUCCGAACACUGGUCUGCUUUACACGAACAUGUUUGAUGCUCAGAUUGAUGCUCUUUAUUUUGCUUUGAUGGCUCUAAAUUUUAGAACAAUUAGAGUGAUGGUCACAGAAACAGGCUGGCCAUCUAAAGGGUCGCCAAAGGAGACGUCUGCGACUCCCGACAAUGCUCAAACUUACAAUACGAAUCUUAUCCGCCAUGUUAUCAAUAAUACAGGGACACCUGCAAGGCCUGGAGAGGAACUAGAUGUAUAUAUCUUCUCUUUGUUCAAUGAAAACAGGAAGCCGGGGUUGGAUUCUGAAAGGAACUGGGGAUUGUUCUAUCCAGACCAGACCAGUGUCUACAACUUGGACUUCACGGGAAAGGGCGCGGUCGACAUGUCUACACAGGCUAAUAGUACCAGCUCGAAUGGAACUGCCUGGUGCAUAGCUUCAAGCAAGGCUUCUGAUAUGGACUUGCAAAACGCCUUGGAUUGGGCUUGUGGUUCGGGUAAUGUCGAUUGCACAGCCAUUCAGCCAAGCCAGCCUUGUUUCGAACCAGAUACUCUGGUUUCCCAUGCAUCUUAUGCAUUUAACAGCUAUUUCCAGCAAAAUGGAGCUACUGAUGUUGCUUGUGGAUUUGGAGGGAAUGGAGUUAAAGUAAACAAGGACCCAAGCUAUGAUAAUUGCUUGUAUGCAACUAUUGGGAAGAACAAGACGAUCUCUUCCGGUAACACGACGGCAAUAUCCUCAACUUCCUCAUCUUCUACUUCAAGGAUUGAAGUUUCCGCAGGUUUACCUAUUAUCAUGGCCUUCAUAUCAUAUUUUUUGUAAAUUUCAUGAGAAGGGUCAGCCAGAUUUUGCUAUGCAAAUCCUGUAUGUAGUGUCUGUAUGAUAAGAAUGUGUCUCUAUUUAUAAGGAGGUCAAUGAAGUCGAUUGAAUUGGUUGGUGGAAA
Cucurbita moschata (crookneck pumpkin) is the source of this 1824-nucleotide messenger RNA. RefSeq names its product glucan endo-1,3-beta-glucosidase 13-like. The record is from RefSeq and is a predicted model, not a curated record. Gene Ontology annotation, cellular component: plasma membrane. The transcript has 5 exons. NCBI's taxonomy places the organism in Eukaryota, Viridiplantae, Streptophyta, Magnoliopsida, Cucurbitales, Cucurbitaceae. Gene Ontology annotation, molecular function: hydrolase activity, hydrolyzing O-glycosyl compounds. Gene Ontology annotation, biological process: carbohydrate metabolic process. Bases 192 to 1703 code for a protein of 503 amino acids.